ACUGAAAGCUGUGUAUAGUGUAUGUAGUUUCACAAUGUUGCAAAAUUUACAGCAAGGAAGCCGUAUUAGCUAUAUGGUAGUAUUAUAAUGUGUCAUCGUUGUCGAACACUAGCAAUUCUUCCUGUUGUGUUUGUAUCUUUGUGCGUUGUUGCUGUAUUAGUGGCAUACUUAACAUCGACAUUGAUCAACAAAGAUGUCUACCCAUGGAUUCCAAGCAUUGGCGAAACCAACGCAAAGCAGCCGUAUAUGAAUGUAUUUGGUCAACUAUUUAAUAUAUGCAGUUUUUUGUUGCUGAUGACAGUGUUUGUGCGAUAUUUACAAGUCAAACACGAUGCAGACUGGAACGAAGAGUCGCGAUCAUCUAUCAUCAAGCUGAACCAAGCGGGUAUGACUCUGGGGACACUGGCAGCUGUAGGGUGCUGUGUAAUUGCUAAUUUUCAGGCAGAAGCUAAUGAAAGAGUAAAAACAGUCAAUAUGAUUGGAGCAGCAAUGGUUCUGUUCUGUGGAGUGGCAUUUUGCUGGAUUCAAACUAUCAUUUCUUACAAGAUGAAGCUGUGUGGUAUAAAUUCAUCUGGUUUGUACAUCACAAGAGCUGCCUGUGCAUUUUUGGUAUCAUUUUCUGCAGUUGUGUGUAUUYUUUGUAAAGGUAUUGCUGACGAACAAUGGAAUGAUGUAGCACAUAAUAAAACUACUGAAGACUGGACACCUCAGGAUGUCGGUUUCGUGCCUCAUGUGAUCAGUAAUUGUGCACAGUGGAUCAUUGCUUUCAUCCUCUUGAUUUUUGUUCUAACCUUCCUUGGAGAGUUCAAGAGUAUGAAACUAAAGUUGGUGGUGUCUCGAUACAAUCCUCUGCCUGUACCUUUGUCUGUUUCACAAGAAAGUAUGAGAACUCCCCUUCUGAUGUGAUUAGAAUGUUGCUGGACCUCACAGUACAAUGACAUGUACAAUCUUCAAUAUUCACAAUAAAUAAUUGAAAGGUAGCUGUAUSUUUGCAUGAAAUUGACAUGCAUGCAUUGAUAGAUUCAUGUYAAUYAUUCCCUCUAAGCAUGUUAAGGCUAAAUUAGAUGGCACAACUUUUGCCUACAACCAURGCAUGRGACCUGCAUAAGUCAUCCUUACAACAUGGCUACCACUGUCAUGGAGCUAUUAAGCAAUUCUUUAAAAUCCCUACAACAGUUGUAGCUAUGAUGUAAGGAUGAUGAAUGCAGGUUGCAUGCAAUAGUUUAAGACAAAAGUUGUGCUGUCUAAAUUAGCCUUUAGAAGGUUUCUAUCAUUGCACACUCAACAAUAGUCUUUAAUAUGAAGCAUCUCUUUUGUUAACAUACAGUUGGCAUCAAGAUGAAGAUCUGGUCAUCUCUAUGCAUAUGAUUCAUAUAGAUUAUUUCUAUGUAAGAUUUGUUUACGUGAUUGCCCCACGUGCACGUGUUGAGUGAUUCAGUUCAACCUCAUAACUUUGGGCCUCCUGUGUUUGCCAAUAACGACGUGAGUCCAACUGAAUUGCAUGAAUAUCUAAAUUUUCCCAAUGGCAAGCAAUUUAGCUCUUUGUYGCUAWUAAGAUCGCAGCAUUAUAGCCCAAUCAAAAGCGAUAUUGAGCUUUGAAAAUGCUAAAAUUAUUUGCAUUAAUUAUUAAAAUUAUGGGAUCAUUACGAAUCUGAAUAUGUCGGCUGGAUUAGCCAAUCAGAAUCGAAUCUGUAAGCAUUUAAUCAUCAAUAGAGAUGCAUUGUAUACAACGAGUAUAUAAACGGAACAAAAUAUUAUAUACACCUAACCAAAAAAAWUUCUGCAASUUUCAAUAUGUAUAUGAGAAUGGACAGCACAAAAGGGGGUUAAAGAAUUAAGACCCUUUUGAUGCAGCGAGUGAARAAAUUGCGUCUUUUAGACGACUGGAUGUUUCUGCCAGAGACGAGACCCCUUUUGUGAUGUACUCUCUCAUCUUGCCCUGAACCUAAGCAAUACAGAGCACGCAAGAUGCAAAUCAACCGAUGCUACGCAGAUGCACAAUAACGCCCAUUYACCGUCAUGCACCUGGGAAAUAGACCUGAACACAUGCGCGCAGUUUCAUUUUUUUGGGAGAGACCCCUUUUGUGAUGUACUCUCUCGUAUGUAUUUUGUUUCCCUGUUAUUUAAUCUCUCAUGGACAAAAGCAGAACUUUCUUGGUUAUGUGUAUACGUAGAAUGAUACAGGACAAAACACCAACUUGUAGCUUUAUAACUCUGUUUUAAUUAACGUUUAGGCCAAUUGCAUAACCGUGCAUAAUUGACAAAUAGUUAAGUAACAAUGCGCUUAAGAACUAGGGAACUCUCUAUUGUUCUGCGGCAUUGCAACUUCCAUACAUACGAAUAGUGGUUUUCACACUGAUUACAUAUCAACCUUCGACUUAAAGCAUCUGGUGCAGAGGAAACUCAGAAUUGCCUGUUGGGAGUAUMUUGAAGAAGUUGUCUCUCWGGUUCGGACGGAAACUGUUGUACCAACAAACGUUUCUGGUCCCUAUUUAAAGGGACACUGUCAAUAUGGAUGACAUGCGCAGUAACAGUCUCACCUCUAAC
Molecule: messenger RNA, 2547 nt
Organism: Exaiptasia diaphana
Lineage: Eukaryota; Metazoa; Cnidaria; Anthozoa; Actiniaria; Aiptasiidae
Product: DNA damage-regulated autophagy modulator protein 2
Exons: 2
Coding region: 88-906 (272 amino acids)
Source: RefSeq, a predicted model, not a curated record